Aspergillus piperis CBS 112811 is the source of this 544-nucleotide messenger RNA. RefSeq lists its product as uncharacterized. Lineage: Eukaryota; Fungi; Ascomycota; Eurotiomycetes; Eurotiales; Aspergillaceae. The coding region runs from base 131 to 409 and encodes 92 amino acids. The transcript has a single exon. The record is from RefSeq and is a predicted model, not a curated record.
AAUCAUUUCUUAUCUAAGAUAACCACCCAUCAUAACUACUUACGAUGCAAAGCAUCCGGCCAUCCCGAAUUCGUGAUGUUCAUCAUGUGCAACCCAAAUCUGGCGAAUCGCCCUCGGGAAUAAAACCUGUAUGACCCAAGGUCAGCUCGACCAGCCACCCCCCAUUGGUCCAGCUGGGCUUUCUUUGGUUUUGUUUUGCGAAUCAUGCUUUUACAUUAACCAGAUGGCUUAUGUGACUGGCUUCGAUUUGCAAUCGCUGUCUUUCAUCAUUUCUUCUAUUCUUACUUUUUCUCCUACUUGCGUUGUUGUUCCCCCCACUCUGGACGGGAAAAGCAGUAAGAAAGGCUGCUCUUCUCACGCAGAUUUUUGUGCUCGGCCUUACGGAGAAGAAAGCGAAAGAAUAAGGUGAAACGGCUCAAUGCGCAACAAGCGCAGAUGCCACCUUGAGACGCGAAGCAUUAAGAAAAACAAAACAGGGAACGGGCUGAAUGAAGUGGACAGGUAGGAUUGGAAGUAAUAAUAAUAUAAAAUAUAAUAAAAUAAA